CUUGAACAGAACCCGUUCCUCAGACAUGGACCAAGGACCCGGAGCCUCGCGGUGGAGCCACCGGAGACGGUUCUGGUUCUGGUUCUGCUGCGCGCUGAGUGCGACAUCUGGAGGUCAAGGCGACACAUCUCACUCCACUCUGGGGGUCUCGGCCCCCCACCUGUACUACACCUGCCCCGAGGGCUCCUCCGUCACGCUGGUGUGCAGCCAGCGGGGGGCGCCGCUGCACCCCGCCGACGUCCUGAGGCGCAGCUGGCUGUUCACGCCGCACAGCGACCAGCGCUGCACGGGCCGGACGGGCCCGCGCCACACCGCCGCCGGCCGUCCCCACGGCAACCGCAGCCUGCCGGCCGGGCUGCACUUCGGGUCGGCGCCGCACAGCUUCUGGGUCCUCCUGCAGAACGUGACCCGCGCGGACCAGGGCCGGUACUGCUGCAUGCUGCUGGACUUCCAGCUGGACCACCAACACGGAGCGCUGGUGCAGAAGCCCCACAGCCACGUGAUCCUGCAGGUCACCCCACGGAGGAACGGCUCUCAGGACUGCAGUGUGUGGGACGCAGCCCCAGCUGGAGGCUCUGUGCCCGUGGCCCUGGCUGUCACGGCCUGCAUCCUGGCCCUGCUGUCGCUGCCACUGGUUCUGGUGCUGGUGUACAAACAGAGGCAGAGCGCCCAGAGCAGCAGACGUGCUCAGGAGCUGGUGAGGAUGGACAGUGAGGCUGAAGGCCACGAGAACCCCGUGUUCCUCGGGGGGUCGCCGCCCUCGGCCCGCUCGGUGUCUCAGAUCAUGGCGAGGCCGCCGUCAGAGACCGGGCGCCACCUGCUGUCUGAGCCGGGGACCCCCCUGACCCCCCCCACUCACGGGGACGUGUUCUUUCCAAUAGAAGGUGAGACACACACACACACACACACACACACACACCUCAUUAUUCUCAUGAUUCGGGUCUCAGACUGACGCUCAGGAUUUUAUUGAUAUUGAAUAUUGGGGUGUUGCGCAAUAACCCCAAACUCACCAAUGUGGCGAGCUCGUCAGGCGGUCAAAUUUGGAUUUUUAAAAAUUGCUCUCUAGCGCCCCCUCAAAGUUUGACCGGCGACGCCCUUCACCUAGAAGUGUGUGUUUGUGUGUGCUCUACAAAAAAGCCCCUCAGACCUCUAAGCUCCGCCUACUAAGAUUUCCCGCCAUUUUGAAUUUGGUGAAAAACACAUA
Molecule: messenger RNA, 1204 nt
Organism: Pseudoliparis swirei
Lineage: Eukaryota; Metazoa; Chordata; Actinopteri; Perciformes; Liparidae
Gene: vsir
Product: V-set immunoregulatory receptor
Exons: 6
Coding region: 26-952 (308 amino acids)
Biological process (GO): negative regulation of CD4-positive, alpha-beta T cell proliferation; positive regulation of regulatory T cell differentiation; regulation of immune response
Cellular component (GO): plasma membrane
Source: RefSeq, a predicted model, not a curated record